Caenorhabditis sp. 36 PRJEB53466 is the source of this 6007-nucleotide messenger RNA. Lineage: Eukaryota; Metazoa; Nematoda; Chromadorea; Rhabditida; Rhabditidae. The record is from the annotation of a GenBank genome assembly.
AUGAGAGAACUCACGGUGUCAGCGAAAUGGGCUGAUGGAACGAUCGUCGUGGACACCACAAUUGAAGUCGAUUCAUCAGCCGCUUCGCCGCUGUACUUCAAACUGAACUUGAAGACGUCAAAGUUGAUUUCUGUGCAUCUUGGAGCUCAGACCGAAAGCAAGAUCCAGGAGACAAAGGACGAAUCAGCAACCCGGGAGACACAAAAAUCGAUUCCUCUUCAGUCCAGCUCGCUCCCUGUCCACCACGAAACUGAGAACGAGAACGGAAACAUCGUGGUGAAUUCGACGUGCGAAAAGAUGGCGGCGCCGGAAGUAAAAGAAGAAAAGUUCGACCACUACCUUCUUUGGGGCAAGAGGCCGUAUUCUGAGAUUUGGCCGUUUACUGUCACAGCAGAGAACGGGAAUGACCCAGAAGUUCUGAAGAAAAAAGAUGAGUAUUGGGAAGAGGUGAGAGCCGAGCACUGCCAAGAGCUGCAGGAGCAACCACAUCAAGAACAGCAACAGGAGGAAGAGAAGAUGCAGCAAGUGGUUGAGGAAAUUUCGGAAGAGGAUCAACGGAAGAAGAAGCUGGAAGAGUGCUGGAAUAUUAAGCGGUCGAUGGAGAGUUUUGACAAAAAGCAGCUGGAAGAUUAUCAGAAGAAAAAGCAGCUGUCAACAGCCAAACAUCCUGAUCCACAUACACCUGCUUUAUGGUAAGUGAUAAACAAAACCCAAUAUAUAACCCAUUCUCUGUAAGACUCGAGCAAUGAGGGACAUAGGGAAAGAUUUUCACGUGAGCAUGUAUAUGGGGACUAGUGUGCACCAUAUGCACAAUAUUGGGUCCCAGCUCCGCGCUACGGUAGUACGGUAGGUGCUCAAAGGUGCAUAACUCGAUUUUUUUCAAAAAAAUCGUGGAACGCUAAAACUUUUUUUGGGAUGUGUACAUCUUUAGAGUAUUCCCCUGUCAAAUUUCUCAAGUCUAAAAAAUUUCUAUUCGUGCGUUAUGAUGGAAAAUCAUCAUUUUUUAGUACUUUUUCUUAAAAAAUAAAAAAUUACGGGGUUUAGCAGGUCAUUGGGACACUAACGAUCAACUACAAAAAUAUGCACCAACAUUGUGGCUUUUGGCAAAAAAAAAGACAGAGUCAAUUCACCUUGUCCGAAGCUUGUUAUGACAGAUAUUCUGAACGUAAUUUUACCAAGUUUGACAGUCAAACCAAUUUUUGUUGCUGUAAUAGUAUUCUGGUGUGUUGCAUUUGUGGAAAUAAGACAGAAAAGGUACUAUUAGACAUUUGAAAAGUGUCUCCGCAAAUAAUUAUGAAAUAUUAAAAUUGUAAAAAUCAUUUUUUCCACAAGCUAAUCGAAAUUAUGCCGAACACAAUUUAUGUCAGAUACAAAGUGCUGAGUCUUGUUUAAAUUAUUUUUUUCGAUUAUUUUUUUGAUUUCCGUAUAGUUAUUAACCUUUUUUUUCUGAAUCAAUGGAGUACCUUUUUUUCAUUUUAUUUUAUUUGGUCAAAAACACAUUAAUUAAAAAAGCUUCACACUUCGAAGAUAUCAUUUCUUGAAUUUUCGACUUCAAUGAUUAUUUUGUCAAAGUCACUAUUCUCUUCAUUAUUUUCAUCGUAGACGUCCUCCGAGUCAUCGUACUCCUUUGAGUUUAACUCUUUUACAACUAGUUUCACUCAGGGUGAGCUCCCGAGACUGAAUUCCCGAGAAUUGCCGGAAAAAGUGAUGAGAGAACUUCCCGGGAAGCGCUUUCCCGAGAAGUGUGAAGACUUCUCGUUCCCGGGAACGAGAAGUAUCGAUACUUCUCGCUACCAAGACUUCCCGGGAACGAGAAGUGCGAAGACUUCUCGUUCCCGAGAACGAGAAGUCUCGAUACUUCUCGCUACCAAGACUUCCCGGGAACGAGAAGUCUUCACACUUCUCGUCACCGAGAGGUAGACAAAAGUCUCGACUACAAAAUGCGAGAACCGCUUUGUUUGUGGAUGCGUAGCUGUCGGAAAACCAUUCACGAAAAAAAAUUCACCCUCCGGCCACAAAACAGAGCGGCGGCCCCGAGAGACUCUGUGCAGACCGAGAUUGUGAUGAAAACCGAUUUUCUGCGGACGAGGUGUGGGGAAAACAUUCAUGGAAGAACUGUCUACUUUUUAGAAACGAUUCAAUAUACGAAACGUGUACUGAAUCCUCGGCCGCGCUCCUCAAAACGUUCCUGGGAGAAGUAUGAGAGCUGAGAACAGUUCUUAUAAGUGUAGACUUGUAAAACAUUUAUCAUUUAUUGCACAAAAAAUUGGUCACGUUCGUUCACAGGUCUCGGCAUUUCUCGUUCACAAGAAGCCUCGUUUUCGACACCAUUACUUGACAAGAACGAGAAGACUGAAGACUUGUAGUUCCCGAGAAGUCUUGGUAGCGAGAAGUAUCGAGACUUCUCGUUCCCGGGAAGUCUUGGUAGCGAGAAGUAUCGAGACUUCUCGUUCUCGGGAACGAGAAGUCUUCACACUUCUCGGGAACGACGCUUCUCGAGAAGUUCUCUCAUCACUUUUCCCGGCAAUUCCCGGGACUUCAGUCUCGGGAGCUCACCCUGGUUUCACUAAGUCCUCGUUUGCUUUUCUCUUAGCUCGCUCUCUCGAUUCCACAUCCAGCCUGCUUGGUGGUGAAAUCGAUCAGACAUGCCAGUGAUGCCGAUGAUGAUCUCGUUCUGUUCGUACUCCCUCCAAUAGAGCAGCUGAGCGAGCUAAGAGAGAAGCAAACGAGGACUUAGUGGGACUAGUUGAAAAGUAGUUAAACUCAAAGGAGUGCGAUGACUGGGAGGACGUCUACGAUGAAAAUAAUGAAGAGAAUAGAGACUUUGACAACAAAAUAAUUGAAAUCGAAAAAUCGAGAAAUGAUAUCCUCGAAGUGUGAAGCUUUUUUAAUUAAUGUGUUUUUGACCAAAUAAAAUAAAAUAAAGAAAGCACUCCAUUGAUUUAGAAAAAAAGGUUAAAAACUAUACGGAAAUCAAAAAAAUAAUCGAAAAAAAUAAUUUAAACAAGACUCAGCACUUUGUAUCUGACAUAAAUUGUGUUCGGCAUAAUUGCGAUUAGCUUGUGGAAAAAAUUAUUUUUACAGUUUUAAUAUUUCAUAAUUAUUUGCGGAGACAUUUUUCAAAUGUCUAAUAGUACUUUUUCUGUCUUAUUUCCAAAAAUGCAACACAUCAGAAUACUAUUACAGCAACAAAAAUUGGUUUGACUGUCAAACUUGGUAAAAUUACGUUCAGAAUAUCUGUCAUAACAAGCUUCGGACAAGGUGAAUUGACUCUGUCUUUUUUUUUGCCAAAAGCCACAAUAUUGGUGCAUAUUUUUGUAGUUGAUCGUUAGUGUCCCAAUGACCUGCUAAACCCCGUAAUUUUUUAUUUUUUAAGAAAAAGUACUAAAAAAUGAAGAUUUUCCAUCAUAACGCACGAAUAGAAAUUUUUUAGACUUGAGAAAUUUGACAGGGGAAUACUCUAAAGAUGUACACAUCCCAAAAAAAGUUUUAGCGUUCCACGAUUUUUUUGAAAAAAAUCGAGUUGUGCACCUUUGAGCACCUACCGUACUACCGUAGCGCGGAGCUGGGACCCAAUAUUGUGCAUAUGGUGCACACUAGUCCCCAUAUACGUGCCCAUAAAAUUUAUAAGCUCUACCUGCUCUACCGGCUCUAUGUCCACCUCCACUAGGACCAUGCUCGAGUCUUACAGAGAAUGGGUUAUAUAUUUAUAUUUAUUUUGUUUCAGUAUUCCCCCAAAGAAACCGCUCUGGGAGAAUCAGAAGCGUCUGACUCCUGAAGAAGAACGUCGGGAACAGAUCAAGAAGGUUGUAAGAAAGCACUACCACCAAUUGAGAAAAGAAAUGAAAUUCCCAAAAGAACCGAAAAACAGAUGUAUGUUUACCCGUGAAGAACAAGACGACAAUGAGAAGGAGAUUGACAUGUUAGUUGAUAGCAUGAUGAUGGUGAAGGAAACUGAAGGAUCAAUCGACACCAUCGACUUUCUGAAAAAAUAUUUGAUACGAUUGAAAGCCGAAGAUGUCAAAAAAGGAGUGCCUCGCAAUGAAGAGCAGCAUUCGGACAACAUUGUGAGUGAUAAACCAAACCUGCAACAUUGUCACAAUGUGAUUUUGAAGGAUUCUUGCCUGCUUGCAACUGAUGCCGAUUCUGGACAGGCUCCGAUGGAUGUGAACGAGAAAUUGGACGACAAAUUGCAAGAGGACUCUGACGGUUCUGAUUUGGAGGAGCACGAAUCAUCGAAUACAGAAGUCUGCGCAUGCGAAACAAGUUUCUCUCGGUGCGCAUCGAAUGUGCCCGAAGAAAACAUGAACGACUCUAAUUUUGGUGAAACUAGCGACUCUGACUCGUGGGAUCUACUACCGUCGCAAAGCUCUUUCAACUCUUCAAUAGCUUUGAGCGUCAUUGAAAAAGUAAUCAGAAUUUGAAUUGGGAAUCACUAAAAUAUGCGUGUUUUCAGACGGAGAACGCAGAAACGGAGAGCAAUGAAGAUCAACGGCCUGCUUCGAGAGGAAGUCUGGACAACGAGGAUUCGUUGUCGACUUUGGCCGACGACUUGAAAAACAUGGGGAGUGUUUUGGACGCGCUGGACGAAAGCGUUUCGCAACAUUCCAAUCAAGUACUUGGACAGUUCGAGAAGGACAUUCGUCCGGAAGAGAACAUGAAUACACCAGAGAAGCCGUCAAAAUCGGAGCUUCACGAGUUCUUCGAUGCAGUGGAGAAGCAAGAGAGUGAGAAGGAAUCGUGUCUGGAGGAAUCAACUGCGUCUGUUGCCCAUACCGUCAACCCAGUUCAGCCUUCGGAGCAAUCGACAUCGCCACAGAACCCGAGACCUCCUCGUGUUUCCGAUUUCGCGUCUGAGAAAUUGGCCUAUUGGCGGGGUCUUAGAACACGUGUUGAAGCGGAUUCUCGGAGCAGUUCGUCAUGGACUGAGGACAGUAACAGCACAAUUUCUGACGAAGAAUUGGAGUCUGGGUAACGAUAUGAUCUUUUGAAUCUCUUUCUUAUGUGUGUCUUUCAGGGAAGAGCCGAUGAGACGAGGCAAGCAAAAAUUCGCUUCGAGUACUCCAAAUGCACCGAAUGAUUCUCAACGUCCCAUUGAUGAUGAUCAGAGAAUGCCAGUGGGCCAAGAAUCAACCAGUCCUUUAGACAACGUGUUUCAAAUCUCGAACGUUUUUCAAUUUUCAGGAAAAUGUCGCAUGCAUCCACAAAUUCUGCACAAUCAGAAGAUGUUGAACAAUCAGAAGAUGUUGAAACGAUUGGAAGAAGCUCCACGUUUGGCCGUUCCGCCAUCUACUGUGCCCACAAUAACUGCAUUUUGGAAUGAUCCAGAAGAAUCCAAUGAAUAUGGUAUUUGUACAUAUUCUAACAUUUAAACUUAUCAUCACUUUCGAUUUUCAGGCAACAAUACUCCGCCACCUCGCCGUGAUUUCAGUAAGCCUCCUUCAUCCCACGGAUUCCAACGCCACACAGAAUACAAUCCGGAGGCUCAGCAAGAGCAAACGUACCAACAAGAAUCCAAUCGAUACUGUAUGAACAUAUUUACUUGAUCCCGUCAUCACUUCCGAUUUUCAGGGAAUGCUCCGCCACGUCGGUACGGAUCUCAACGACACAGUCCGGCGCCUCAUCAGCCUUACAAUUAUUAUCGGAAUGAUCAACAAUCUUCAAAUAGAUACAGUAUGUAUAACCCAUCGUUCUUCAUCUUACAACCAGUCUCAAUUUUCAGGUGAUGCUUGUUCAUAUUACAACUACAGUCCUUCAUCUGUCGGAAGCUACCGUCAAUUCAACCCGGCGUCUGACCAAUAUCAGCCGACUACUGGUGAUUACUAUCGGCAGAAUGACUCCUAUGGUACGCGAAUGUUCUUUUCUUCAAAUUUGAUUUACACGUUUUGUUUCAGACACUCGAAAUGGGCCGAACUAUUAUACUCAAAAUGACUCCUAUAAUCAACCACAAUAUCCUGUCCGUCAACAAUACCCGCCCGCUGCCAGAUACACGAACAAUUAUCAAUAG